AUGCGCCUCGCCACUGCCUCCCAGCAUCCGAAGGUCCCUUCAGUUCUCGACCAAAGAAGCCGGGAUGGGCCCGGCCCUCCUGGGGCCACGGGCGCCCUGCGGGAGGCAGCGCUGCCGGCCAGCCCUGGGUCACCGCCCGCGUGUGGGUUUGGCGCGGGCGACGUGUUCCCACGUGUAGCUUCCCAGUGCGCCCAGCGACUGCCGCCUCCCAUUGGGUUCUCAGCGGAAGUGCCCCUGGAGUCUGGGCACCCUGCUGCAAGCCUUCAGGGAGACCCCUGCCCUGAGGAUCCCUCCCAGUUCCGCAGCCUGGCAGCCGCGAGCCUGCCGCCACCACCACAAGCAGCACUAUUCAGAGAUGACCUGAAGCCCCCACCCCACCUCACAGCAGUUGCCGUGGUGGUCCACAGACCCCAGUCUGAACUUUCCGGGCAGGUCAAGAAUGGAGGCGUGGAAGGGAGACAGGCCUGGGUCCAGGACCCCACACCCAUCAGGAAAACCCUCGCAGAAAACUGGAGCUGGAGCUGGAUUGUGCAGUAUGCCUCAAAUGCUGCUCCACCGCGCCCUCCCUGCGUGACCUUGGGCAGCGACCCGACCCCGGUGGGCCUCGGUUUCCUCACUUGUAUGGUGAGGAUGUCCACGGCGAGGCUUAAUUGCGACCGAGCUCGUAACACGCUCAGUACAGGGCCCCGCACCGAGCGAAGCCCCGCGCGACCUAACUGUCCCCAUUACUGCGGCGGGGAGGGGGCUAGGACACAGGAGAGCAGGCCGGGCCGCGCCCCCACCUCGGCGCCCGGCGCGGAACGGAGCAGCGGCAGCAGCGGCCGCGGCGACAGCUCCGGCUCCGGCCUCGGCUCCCGCCCUGCUCAGCCCCGCGCGCACGGGCCCCGCGCCCCGACCCCGCCGCCGCGCCUGCCGGGGGCCUCGGGCGCCCCCGCCGCCCGCCUCACGCUGAAGUUCCUGGCCGUGCUGCUGGCCGCGGGCAUGCUGGCGUUCCUCGGUGCCGUCAUCUGCAUCAUCGCCAGCGUGCCCCUGGCGGCCAGCCCCGCGCGGGCGCUGCCCGGUGGCGCCGACAAUGCCUCGGCCGCCUCGGGCCCCGCCGCGUCCCCGGGGCCGCAGCGCAGCCUGAGCGCGCUGCACGGCGCGGGCGGCUCGGCCGGGACCCCGGCGCUGCCCGGGGCGCCGAUGGCCAGCGCGCACCCGCUGCCGCCCGGGCCGCUCUUCAGCCGCUUCCUGUGCACGCCGCUGGCUGCCGCCUGUCCGUCGGGGGCCGAGCAGGGGGACGCGGCGGGCGCGGCGGCGAGCGAGCGCGAGGAGCUGCUGCUGCUGCAGAGCACCGCGGAACAGCUGCGCCAGACGGCGCUGCAGCAGGAGGCGCGCAUCCGCGCAGACCAGGACACCAUCCGUGAGCUCACCGGCAAGCUGGGCCGCUGCGAGAGUGGCCUGCCGCGCGGCCUCCAGGACGCGGGGCCCCGCCGCGACACCAUGGCCGACGGAUCCUGGGACUCGCCCGCGCUCAUCCUGGAGCUGGAGGACGCCGUGCGCGCCCUCCGCGACCGCAUCGACCGCAUGGAGCAGGAGCUCCCAGCCCAUGUGAACCUCUCAGCAGCUCCGUCCCCGGUCCCUGCCGUGCCCACCACCCUGCAUUCCAAGAUGGAUGAGCUGGAGGGGCAGCUGUUGGCUAAGGUGCUGGUGCUGGAGAAGGAGCGGGCGGCCCUCAGUCACAGCAGCCACCGGCAGCAGCAGGAGGUGGAGAAGGAGCUGGACGGCCUGCAGGACCGUGUGGCCGAGCUGGAGCAUGGGUCCUCAGCCUCUGUCUACCCAGAAACCUUCAAAAUCAGCAUCCCCAUCCGCAACAACUACAUGUACGCCCGCAUGCGGAAGGCGCUGCCUGAGCUCUACGCUUUCACCGUCUGCAUGUGGCUGCGGUCCAGGUCGGGCGGCACUGGCCAGGGCACCCCUUUCUCCUACUCGGUGGCUGGACAAGCCAACGAGAUUGUGCUGCUGGAGACGGGCCACGACCCAAUGGAGCUGCUGAUCAACGACAAGGUGGCCCAGCUGCCUCUGAGCUUGAAGGACAACAUCUGGCACCACAUCUGCAUCUCCUGGACCACACGGGAUGGCCUGUGGUCUGCCUACCAGGACGGGGAGCUGCGGGGCUCCGGCGAGAACCUGGCCGCCUGGCACCCCAUCAAGCCCCAUGGGGUCUUUAUCUUGGGCCAGGAGCAGGACACCCUGGGUGGCAGGUUUGAUGCCACCCAGGCCUUUGUGGGUGACAUUGCCCAGUUUAACCUGUGGGACCACAUCCUGACACCUGCCCAGGUCCUGGGCAUUGCCAACUGUACCGGGCCACUGCUGGGCAACGUCCUCCCCUGGGAAAACAAGCUGGUGGAAACCUUCGGGGGUGCAAAGAAGACCACCUUCGAUGUCUGCAAGGGGAGGGUCAAGGCAUGAGGGGCCACCUCGUCCAGGGCCCCUCUCCUGCCUACCACUUCGGGGACCUCAAGGGGGGCACUUCCCCUUCUCAGCCUACCCAUGCACUGGCCACCCCUCCUGCCCCACUCUUGGCCGUGCCUGCUGUUCUCACCCUCCCCCCACCUUUACCCACAACCUCCAGAAUUCCGUGCUCAGCAGUGGGUGUCCCCUAACCCCCCACUUGGGGACAAGCAGGUAAAGUCACUGGGUCAAGACUGGGGUGAGUCCAGGGCCUGGUGGGGGCUGGGGGUUGGGUAGCAGUGCCCACGGCUCUGCCCACCCUCCAUGUGUUAUCCUGCCCCCCGACACUACCCUGUCCCAUCAAUCCCACCUGAAUCCUCUGAUCUCAGUGGCACCCCCCACAGAGUUAUGGGGAAAGGGCCCACUAUCUCAGUGGUGGCAGUGGCUGUCUGUCCUCCUGGCCCCCAUGCAGCAGGGGCCAGUCCAGGUGGUAGAGCAAUCCCCUGGCUGAGAAGGGGUGACAGAGGCCUAGGAGGUUCAGACCUCCCCACCCCUUACCUUUCCACCAGCUGCCAGUCAAGGGCAGCAGGACCGUGAUGGAGGCUCUUCCAGCCUGCCCCCUCCCUGUCCCCUCCCUCCUCUUCCUCCUCCUCCUUCCUCAUUUCUUUGUGUGCAGUGGCUCAAGAGUUGGUUCCAUGCCUGGCCCAGCCCCACCUCCAUUUCCAGGACAUGCCCUUCCCAGCCCAGCCUGGAAGACCAGGGACCAAGAGCCCUGGAGGACAAGGGGCUGGAGUCUCCCCUUGUGCCCACCCACAGCCCUCCCCCUCCAGGCCCAGGACAAGGCCUGGGCCAUGUCAGCCUGGGCUGGGAUCAGCUGGAGGCAGAGCACUGGGUGAGAGGGAAGAGUCGUUGGUUCCUAGCCAGCCCUGCUGCUAACCUGCUGUGUGGCCUUCUGUUAAUUCCCCGCCCUCUCUGGGCCUGGGCUUUUCCAUCCGUGAGCCAAGGCCCUUGCUUUGGUCAUUUCUGAGAGCCCCUCCAGAUUGAAUGUGACAUGGUCUGUGAUUCCAUGUGGAUAGAAAAAUCAAGUCUGAGAACCUCCCUGGUAACCCAGGAGCAUCGUAGGGGCAGGUCCUGGGAUUGGGCAGCAGAUGGGAUCAGAUUAGGCAUGGAUGAGGGUCAGCAGCUGGCUCCAGAGAGUCAGGGUCAAGGGCAAGGCUCAAGGCAGGCCAGUCUCAUGCAUGAAGUUGUAAAAAUUCAUCUCCUUCUGGAUGCCUCCAUCCUGGGACCCUUGCCUGACAGAGGUUGCAUCAACGGGCUAGUGACUUCCUGGUCCCCACCCUUGACUCUCACCAGCCCCACCAAGGGAGUGGAAGAAUAUCAGACCUGAAAGUUUAUCUGGCCUGACUCCUUUCUUAUACAGAUGGGGAAGAGCUCAGAGAGGGCAAGUGACUUGCACAAGAUCACACAGCACAAUGGGGCAACGUCAGGUCUAGAACCCAGGGCUUCUGAUUCCCUCUUCAGCUCUCUUCCCCACAUACCAUAUUGCCUGCCUUUGAGGAUCUCAGAGCCCAGGCUACACCUACGAAGAUGGAUAUCAAGAGUUCAGGAUGCUGUCCAACAUAACUGGUACAUCUUCCUUUAGGCAACACCCAAGAAUCCUGGCAACCCCACUCCUCAAGGUGGGGGGAGGAGGGGAGUGACCCCUGGGCACUCUGGUGGGAAUGGAGAGCUAGGCACAUGGGCGUCCCUACCUCUGCCAGUCACUUAUGAGGCAUCCAGGAAGCUGCAGGCUGCCUGACUCAAGUGGGCACUGCUGCCUUUUGCCUCCCUCUCUUAUUCUCCCCCUCUGUUCCCCUUGCCACUUGGCCUGAGGCCUGAUGCAGGAGCUGGGGGCCCUAUGCCACGGCAGCUUCUCCAAGCCUUGUGGCCUCCAGCCCCCCAGAUCCUUGUUUCCAUUUCAAGAGCACAAAUAGAUUAUUCUGCAUCUCCGGUCCAAGUCCCCCUGGAAGAAGGAGCGAUGGCGUGCUUCAGCCAGAACCUGCUGAGAUCUAGGUUGCCCCGGUAACGGCCCAUGACAUCAGCUGGAGUGCUGGGUCAAGUGCUUCAUCCAUAAUGACACGUGCUGUUGCUGGGGUGGUGAGAGAGUUUGGAAUAUAGAUCUUGGGGACACUGGACUUUAUCCAGUUUCUGUUACUGUUGAAGGAAGCAGCUUUAGUAGAGGUGAUGCGGGAAGGAGAGAGUUUGGUCACGUGAGCCCAUUCAGAUGCAUCACCCCAAGUCCUUCUGCUCUGUCAUGGGAUGAUGAGACAUCUGACAUCUGAGCCUUGUUACUUGCACUGUCACCGUUGUCAGCCCUCCAGAGGAAACAGGAACAAAAUGGAGAUGUUGGGGUGUGGGCUGAGUCUGGGUCAUUGGUGAGGGGCCUGGGACCCCAUUUCUGUUCCAGGAAGAUGAAAGCCCCAAAGUCCCACCCUCCCUUCAUCCAUUUAUCAUCCUACAUACAUUCACUGAACAUCUGCCCUUUGGCCUCCAGUUUUGAUAUCUUCCUCAGCUGCUCCAGGUAUAUCCAAGAAGACAGCGAACCAGGAGCUAGAAACGGUGCUCAGCCAUGUCCCUGAGGUGCCCUGGGUGACAGUGACAAUGGCGCCCCGUUUGCUGUGCCCUUGAAAAGCAUCAGGCCUUGUGCCUUGCACUUCACGGGCACUAUCUUGCUCUCUUCCCAACACAGUUAUACCAGUGGGGACUGUUAGCCACAUGGCACAGGUGGGGCACAGAGAGGUUAAGUAACUUGCCCAGUGUCAAUCAGCCAGCAGGAUGGAGCCCAGAUUUCAAACCAAGGCAGGUUAGAUUCAGGGCCCACCCCUCAGCCAAGGAGACAGGUGCCCCCAACACCCCACCCCACCCCACCCCCAUGUGGGUGAGAUUUGGGCACCAUUGCUCCUGGAUUGUUCCAGCCUGAAGGGAUGUGCCUGGCCUCAUUCACCAGCGCGUGGGGGUUGAGGUAGAGGCACAGAGGCAUGGGAGGGGCUGGGGCCAGGGUCCCCAUGGGUGAGGCCACUGACGGGGUGCCAGCUCCUUCAGGGGAUGUGUCCCUCCCGCAGCGAACCCGACAGCCUCAGCUCUUCUCUAACACAGCUGGAUUUCCAGCUGAAAGGGUAGAGGAAGCUGGAUGUCUCCCAAGAGUCCCAGGCAGGGAAAAAGAGACCAAGAUUUCUCAAAUGUCUGCUCUGGGCCAAGCCCCGCACCAGGUGCUUUACAGCUGUUACCUGCCAGAUGCCCGAACCCCCCACCUUUGCGGUGCAUGGAGCCCCCAGCCAACAUCCUGAGGGGGUGGUCCCCUUGCCACAGUUGUGCAUGACCCAGGCCACAGACAUGGGCAGGAAGGGCUCUGAGAGGGGCGAGGCCCUCCUUUGACAGAUGAGGAAGCCGAGGCCCAGGGAGGGUGGGCAGCUCAGUUGAGGCCACACAGCCAAGACACGGGGAGCCCUGAACCCUGUUUUCUGACUGGCUUCAGCACUCUCUCCAAGAGGCAGAGGCCCCUCUCGCCCAGAGCUGGUCCCUUCUUUCUGCAUCUCCCAGAACCCUUGACCUGAGGAAACUGGGGAAGGGACCCCCUUCCAGGAGACAGGAUCACUCUCCACUGCCUCUUCAUCCCAGCUGCCCGCCACCUCACCCCCGGCUCCCACCCUGACCCCUGACCCUGUCGGGUGGGGAAGGGUGUCAUGUGGACCCAGGCCGAGCCCUGACAAGCACGGCAGGUUGUGUGACACCGUGAAAUCAGUGCACCCCAUGGCGACCCAUCUCCCCCAGCUGCCCAUCCCCCUCUUUCUCCUCACCUUAUUUUGUACAUAUAUUGACAUGAGAUGCAGCCUGUGAGUGUGUGUGGGUUUGUGUGUAUGAUAUAUGUCAUGGUUUUUGUUACUUUUUUGUUUUUGUAAAUUUGAAUGUUCAAAAUAAACAUGAUGUUUACUCUGA
Choloepus didactylus (southern two-toed sloth) is the source of this 6408-nucleotide messenger RNA. It is a transcript of the gene NPTXR, whose product is annotated as neuronal pentraxin receptor. The transcript is spliced from 12 exons. Bases 1 to 2451 code for a protein of 816 amino acids. The record is from RefSeq and is a predicted model, not a curated record. Lineage: Eukaryota; Metazoa; Chordata; Mammalia; Pilosa; Megalonychidae.